Arabidopsis thaliana (thale cress) is the source of this 267-nucleotide messenger RNA. RefSeq lists its product as uncharacterized. The transcript is spliced from 3 exons. The coding region runs from base 1 to 267 and encodes 88 amino acids. NCBI's taxonomy places the organism in Eukaryota, Viridiplantae, Streptophyta, Magnoliopsida, Brassicales, Brassicaceae. The record is from RefSeq and is marked reviewed.
AUGUUUUGCCUUCUUUUUUACUUAUUAUUUGCUUGGGACGAGUUGGAAGAUGGAAGUCUAAACUGGCUUAACUCAGGGAUGUGUUUCCUUGCGGUGUUCAAAACAGAAGCAGAUCGCAACUCCAACCAAAACGAGAAAGAAGAAUGUGGCGAUCACACGAGUAUCGAUUUGGAGGAUGAAAAAGUUAUUAUGAUUAUUGCUCGACGCAUGGACGAGUUUGCUCGCGGUGGUCCAGACAGUAGCACACUGCCGCUACCACCACGAUGA